AUUAGAGAUAAGUAUUUUCAAAAAUCAUUCACAAAAGUCCAACGCCCAGAGUAAAACCUUUGGUGUAUUUGCUUGUAAGACUAUACGACAGAGCUGAACUCAUUCUUUCAUCAACCCGGUAAAUAUCGAAGUUGUGAGCCUUACUGGAAUGGAUUACUCAGUAAUGCAAAGUAGUGAAUUGGAAGGAACACACCGGGAUGUAGUGGAUAUUGAUCUCGAUAAUGUCGAGCAAGACGAUGCACUGCGGAUGAUGUAUACCACAGGAGGUAUAACUGUCAAUAUGGAGACUAAUUUAGCUUUAAACUCCACUUCUGAAGAUUCACAAGGUCCCUCCAGUGGAAAGGAUUUCGCAAUCCAGACUAAAAACGAUUUUCUACGAGUAUCGAUUGAGAGGGAAAAUCAAGGAGAAAGCUUGAGAUUAUACAGAUGUAAAUCACCAUUCAGAGGAGCAAGUUCAAGAUCAAACCUCGCGGAUGUGACUUCUCCAACUACAAGCAGUGGAUCGCCAGAAAUUAGAACACCAAGCGACGACGAUUAUCGUGAAAGUGAAGAAUGGUGUGAAGAACUCAAAUUUGACGUCAAUAAUGCCGUAAUGGAACACUCCACAAAUGAUUACAUAGCUGAACACGUAAACCCUGAUCCUUCAGGUGACGAGAAGUCAAACCCCGGUGACGAUGGAUAUUUUUCUCCGCCACACAUGACACAACAUCCCAAUACCGUUCGAGUUUCAACCGGCAUGACUUCCGAAAUUUCGUCUCACUCUUGCAAAGUCGAUUUAAGAACUUUACUUCCAGAACAUUGUCACCAUGAUUAUCCGACAACUUUUGACGUCAUCAAAGAUUUGCAUGAACGAUCUUCGGUACAUUCUUUAUCUGACAUCUUGGACGACUAUCCUGAGGACGAGAGAAGGCAACGACAUAUCAGUGAUCGUCAUUCUGAUCACGACAGUGACGAUGAAAUAGAAGGUCAUCAUGAAAGCAUGUUCGCUUCACAUAAACUUGCUAUCACAGGAGUAGGAUUAUAUUCUGUGCUUCUAGAAUGCAUCGGAACACCGAAAUGGUUGAACGCAGGUCUGACUGUAGGAGCAGCAGCUCUGAUAGCAUAUGACGGAGCAAAGAAAAACAAGAAAGCAAAAAGAAUUCCAAAGAUUCUUGAAAAAAUAAAAGGACCAUGGACCGAAGAAGACGAAAUGAAAAAUCGCAGAAGAUCAGAGAAACGAAGAAACAAGAAAAAAAAUAAUGGAAUUGUGGUUUCGGCAUUGGUUGAAAAAUUUCAGAAUCUGUGGUUCUGAUAAAAUUGGACGUUCAAGAAUGGCCAAAAAAGUUCAUCAUACAAUUGAAUAUACGUUGGAAAACGUGUUUCUUAUGCAUAAACCACUUCUUGCCUUGUGCUUUGUCCGGAGCAACAAGUCUUAUCGCGGUAUUUUGACAAUUGAUUCUCGUGUAAAGUUUGGUUAAUUGAAUCAAUAUUUUAGUUACAAAGUUACGACUCGCUAAUUUCAGGUUUUUGUGGUAGCGCCAGAGAGUCGUCAAUAGCACAGCUCUGAUGAUUAUCAACAUUGUGAUAUGAUAGUUUAUUUUGUAUUUGUAAUAUAUUCUGAAGAACUUUUCUUCAAUUGUUUUAGUAGUCUCUUAUUCUCAUUUUUUGUAUCCAUUUCCUAUUUUUUUUAUUCUUUUCACUUCAUCUUAUCUAUUAUUAUAAUAACUACUUAGCUUCGCACGAAAAAUGGGCAUUCUAUUGCGCUGAUGCGCUGAAUGGUCAUGGUCUUGUUGCGUCAAAUGUUGAGGCAAGAGACAGCUUUAUUCCCAAAAUGUUCAGUAAACUUAAAUUAUUGACGUUAAAUCCAUAAUAUCGUUGUUUGGAAUGCAAUCGGAGAAUAAAACAAACUAAUAUACAUAUAUAUA
Styela clava is the source of this 1904-nucleotide messenger RNA. RefSeq lists its product as uncharacterized. The record is from RefSeq and is a predicted model, not a curated record. NCBI's taxonomy places the organism in Eukaryota, Metazoa, Chordata, Ascidiacea, Stolidobranchia, Styelidae.